AAGAGAAAUGACAAAAUGUCAGAGAGUGAGGAAGAGGAGGAGGAUGAAUCAGAGAGCGAUGCAGAAAGCUCGGUGGAGGUGACGGGGCAGGGAACCAGCAGUGAUGAGAAGGAGGAGGAGCAAAGAAGUAACAGAGAGCCAGCUGAGACCCAGGGCAGUGAAGAGAGCAGUGAGGAGGAGUCUGAGGCUUCAGACACCCGAAGAGAUACAGAGCAGACAGCAAACGAGGAGUCGGACAAAGAGCUUUCAGAGGAAGCCAAAUCCAGAAGUGACUCUGAGGUUGAAUCGGUCGCAUCAAGUGAGGAAGAAGAGGAAAAAAAGAAGGAAAGUGAAGAAUCUGAGGCAGCGACCAGUGAUGGGGGCGAAGACCGAGAGAUAACCCAGGAGGACGAGUCUGAAAAGCCAAGAGCGGAUAAAGCCUGCAGACGGCCCAGACGGACGCCGCGUCCCUCAAAGCCAUCACAGGGGUCCAAAUCCAAGAUGUUUAAAAAAACGAAGGCAGAUAAGCAGGCGGAAAAGGCUGAGAAGCAGAGGGCCAAAGCGGAGAGGCAGAGGUUAGAAAAGGAAGCCAAACAAAAAGCCAAGGAAGAAAAAAAGAACAAAAAGAAGGCAGCAAAAGAGGAGAAACCCAGCUCUGCAACAGGGGAGGCUCAACCACCGAAAGGUCUUUCCCUCAACAAGGCAGAGACAGCGAAAGGCAAGACCAAGUUAGCAAGCAAAGCAAAACAUAUCCAAGAGAAAGAUGCUCUCGUGGAAGCUGCUUCAGUUGAUCCUGAGGCUGAGGAAGGAGAAGAGGAUGAUGAACCAACAUUGACCAAAGCCAUUAAAGGCCAAAACAAAAUGAUGCUUCUCAAAGCCAAAGGUAAAGACCUUAAAGCCAUUCUGGAGCCUGAGGAGGAACAGGACACUGGAAGCACUGUCAAAGGGCAGCCAAAGAGCUUCCUCUUGGGGAAGGCCAAGAUGGUAUCUCUCAAACAAAAAGCAAACAAAUUGCUUGUAAAGCCCGAGGAGGAAACACCAGAGUGUGAGGCCCUUGAUGGGGGGUCCAACAAACCCAAGGAACGCUUGAUAGCACGCAGAAAGGGAAUGACGACUCUCCGCCGAGUGUCCGGUUGGAUUCAGAAGAGCGUCCCACGGGGAUUAAACUUGAGAAAGAAGCUGUCUGCCUGGAGUAAAGCAAUCGGGGUCUCCCGCUGGCUCUCCCUUCGGGCGAUAAAACAGAAACAAGGUGCCAGAAAAUCAAAGGGCAAUAUCUUCAAACAUAGAAUGGCCAUGACGGUUGCCAGUAAAAGCAACCUGGGGAAUAAGAAAAACAGGAGCUCCUCUGCGGACAAAGAGAAAGCCAACCUACAGGGAAAACCAGGGGAGGGAGGGGAGGAAGCCGUCCUAGCUGGUGAGAAAGAGGUAGAGGCCAAAUAUGCUGUAGUACUUCCCAGAAUGAACAAACUGGGCAAGGCAAAGGCAGUCGAGCUGCCCCAGGCCGCUCCUGGACCUUCUACUCCAUUAAGUACCACUGGGUCGCCAGGGGAAGUCAUUACAUCGGAGCCCAAACCUCCAAAACCAGGUGCUAGGCUGGUGCUCCCUGUCAAACCGGAUCUCAGCCUCUUGAAGUCCAUCAAGAAGCCCUUGCCAGGAGGGUUAACUUCAGGUGGCGAUGUGGCAGAGAGGAGCCCGGCGUCCAGUGGCCCACAAGAAGUAUCAUCCAACACUGCGGAUAGAAACAGGAGAGCCGGCCUGGAAAAUCAAGAUGGAGUCAGUGUGCUGCAGGCUGCACGAAGGAAACUGGACCCCUCUCAGAUCAACUUGACCAAGAUGUCCUUAUCAGGGGGAACAAUGGGUGGUGGAGCGCCUCGAGCCAACCGACCAGACCCAGAGAGAGAGACCGCAGCUGGAUUGCCCAGGUCCACGACUCAGCCCUUUCCAAAUGGGGAGGCAAGUUCAGCGAUGACGGGUGUCCGGUCCUUGUAUGAAGAGGAGGCAGACAGGGAAGUGGCCCAGCUGAUGGGGGAGGGUGGUAUAUACAGCAUCCCCCAGCCGGAGGUGCACUGGGCUGGGAACCCACGGAUGAGUGGAGACCCUCAGGACUGGCUGCGAGCUGAGAACCUGCUGCCUCACCAGACAGUGGAGAAGCUGACCAAGUGGACAGUCUAUGAUGAUGGGGGCCAGGCCAGGACUGUUCCUGCCCACAAUGGCAGGGGCCCCUGGGAAUCAGAGGACCCCACCCAGGAGAUGCUAGAGAGUCGACUAGUCAGCACACAGGUGGUGAUGCCCGGCAGCAAGAGACUUAUAGAGGUUGAUGAGGUGGAGGAUCUGUCUCAGCUUGAAGAGGUGUGCGAAAGCUCUGUCCUUCUGAAUCUGAAGAAGAGGUUCCACCGUGACUGUAUUUAUACUUACAUUGGAAACAUGCUGCUGUCUAUUAACCCCUUCAAGCCCCUUACCAUCUACACAGAGGAGCUCAGACAGAAAUACCAGGGCAACGAGCAGCAUAGAAACCCACCCCAUGUGUAUGCCAUAGCUGACACUGCUUUCAGUCAGUCUCAAGCCUCCUCACAGGAGCAGUGCAUCAUAAUAAGUGGGCAGAGUGGUUCGGGGAAGACUGAAGCUACCAAGCUGAUAGUCCACUACCUCAGCUCCAUGUAUCAGGGCAGAAACGACAACCUGCGACAGCCCAUGGAGGUCUUUCCCAUCCUGGAGAGUUUUGGGAAUGCCAAGACAAUCCUCAAUAACAACUCCAGCCGCUUUGGCAAGUACCUCCACAUCCACAUUCUCCAUGGGGUCGUUGUAGGGACCUCUUUGUCGAAAUAUCUCCUUGAGAAGUCCAGGGUUGUCUUUCAGGCCAAUGAGGAGAGGAACUACCACGUGUUCUAUGAGCUGCUGGCAGGUCUGAACGACUGGGACAAACAGGAGCUCUACCUGCAAGGAGCCGAGACCUAUUACUACCUGAACCAAGGUGGUCUCUGUGAACUGAAGGGCAAGCAAGACAAGCAAGACUUCCAGCUUUUGGUUCAGUGCUUUGAGACCAUCGGCCUGCAUGCUGAUCAGAUCUCCACCGUCUGGGCCAUCCUCUCCUCUAUCCUGCAGCUCGGCAACAUGUGCUUCAGCUCAUAUGAGAGCGAGUCGUUUGAGGUGGCUCGCAUCUUCAGCGAAGCCGAGGCCAGGAGGGUCGGCUGUUUGUUGCAGAUUCCCUCCGAGGCGCUGCAGACCGUCAUCACUCACAGAGUCACAGAGACGACCUAUGACAGGAUCUACUGCCCUCUGUCUGUGGAAAGUGCCAUAGAAUCUAGAGAUGCCAUCGCCAAAGCCUUGUAUUCGGUGCUGUUUGACUGGUUGCUGGAGCAGAUCAAUGACUGGCUCAGUCCCACAGAGAUGGACAGCACCGUGGGUAUAGUGGACAUCUACGGGUUUGAGGACCUCGGAGUGAACAGCUUUGAGCAGCUGUGUAUCAACUUUGCCAACGAGCAGCUGCAGCACUUCGUCAACAAGGCAGUGAUCUCCCAGGAGCAGGAGGAGUACAGUACAGAACAGAUCCAGUGGUAUCCCAUGCCUCUCAAGAACUUCCACUCCUGUCUGGAGCUGAUCUCCUCCAGACCACACGGCAUCCUCCGCAUACUGGACGACCAGACCUGCCUUCCCCAGGCCACAGACCAUACCUUCCUCCAGAAGUGCCACUACCACCAUGGGAACAGUCCCUACUAUGCCAAGCCCAAGAACCCACUGCCAGUCUUCACUGUCUAUCACUAUGCUGGAGCUGUCACUUAUCAGGUUCACAAUUUCCUGAAUAAGAACCACGACCAGUUCAGGACAGAAGUGCUGGAGCUUUUCGCCAGGAGUCGUUUAAAGAUGGUGUCUGAGCUGUUCCGGAAGGUUCAGGAUGGUUACAUCCAGCAGAGAGAGCUGGGCUGGAGAGGGAAGGGUCUCCGCCAGCAGCCCUCCACUGCUGCCUCACACUUCCUUCAGUCUCUGACCGAACUCACCACCCGCCUGGAGAGAUGCAAAACCACUUUUGUCCGUUGCCUGAAGCCAAACUACGUCAAGCUUCCCGGGAUCUUCGACAUAGACUAUGUGUCAGGUCAGCUGAGGCAUGCUGGGAUGCUGGAGACCAUCCACAUCAGGAAAGAGGGCUUCCCCAUACGAAUACAUUACGCCGACUUCAUUGAGAGAUACGGGGUGCUCCUGACCCAGCGGCUCCCUGUGGCGUCAGACAGAGAGCAGACGGUGGCUCUGCUGGACACGUUCUGUACCGAGGAGGGACAGUACCAGCUGGGACUCACCAAGGUGUUCCUCAAGGAGCUUCUGUACCAGCAGCUGGAGGAGAAGUGGAGCAGCACCCAGACCUGGGCUGCCGUCACCAUCCAGAGGAACAUAAGAGGCUUCCUGUGCAGGAGGAACUUCAAGUUCUUCAAACAGAAAGCCAUCGUCAUCCAGAGCCACAUCAGGGGACACCAGGCCAGGAAGUACUACAAGCGCCUCAGGCAGUCAUUCACCCAAUUCUGGGCGGUGAUGAUGAUAACCAGGAACACCAUCAAGAGGCGCCAUUGGAGGAAGGAAUAUCACGAGAAAAACAAACUAAAGGCGGUGACAAAGACUAAGUCCAUCUCUUCUGGAAUGGAUGUGGGGAUGUUGGAGAUCCCUGCUGAGCUGUCAGCCAGGCUUCGCAGUGGAGCAGGGCAGCAGCGUGGUUCAGGGGUCACAGAGGUAGCACCUCCACAGGUGAAGGCAGAACACCGGCUUACCCUGCCUGUGGAUAUAGACAGAUACCCUUUCUCUCGCUAUGCCAAGUCCAUGUUAAAGGAUACAUGGUGCCAGCCUCAGGGAUACCCCCUCCAGAGACCCCUCACCCCUCUGGAGCCUGAAGAUGCCAGAACUGCCCUGGAGAUUUACAAACUGAUCUUGCGUUUUACAGGCGAGUCAGACCUCACUGACUGGCAGGAGCAGAUGCUGGGGAACUACAUAGUGGAGAAGGGCCAGAGCCAGCCAGCCUUGAGGGAUGAGAUCCUGGCCCAGUUGGCUUACUAUACAUCGGGCCCACAGGAGGUGCAGAACAGUCUGAGGGGCUGGCUGCUACUGGUCUGCUGCCUCAGUGCCUUCACUCCCUCACCAAUGCUUGACAAACCCCUGCUCAAGUAUGUGUCUGACCAGGGUCCAGGGGAGUACCGCUCACUGUGCCAACACAAACUGCUGACAUCUCUGCAGCUCCCAGCUCCCACUGCCCGAAUCUACCCCCCCACCAGGCUGGAGUGGACCACCAACCAGAGGAAGGGCACCAUGCUGUUGGAUGUACACACCUUCAACGAUGAAAAGCUGACAACCGAAGUAGAGUCUUGGACCACAGGGGAGCAGCUGGCCUCCUGGCUUCUUCAUUUCAGAGGGGUUCAGGAGGCGGUGCACGGCUGGUCGGUGUCACUUCUUAAUGAUGAUGGCUGGUCAGACCUGGCUGGCUCGGACUUUGUCAUGGAUCUUUUGGCCGGAGCUGAAGCUGAAGUAAUGCCACCACCCGGGACUCCAUCGUCUACUCACUCUGACUACCUUUUCAGCAACCAGGGAGACAGGAGGCCUGUUACAGAUCUGGAUGACUCCAUCCCACCUGCACCUCCUAUGCAAGCUCCUGGGCUGCCUCCUUUUGAGGCCCGGCCCUGGGGCAGAGAUUAUCCACAGGAAGGCCGUGGUCGACAGAUGGAUGCCUACGUUGAUCACCUGUUUGACCCCGUGCUGGACCAAGGACCUCCGGACAUGGAGAGAGUAGCCAUGCUAAACCACAGGAUGAGAGGAGGAGGAGGGCUUGGACCCAUGUAUGGAGCUGGUAUGCCUAUGACAAUGCCAGGCUAUGCUAUGGGUGGGGCGGUUAACCCAAUGAUGCCCGGCUAUGGCGCAAAUCCCAUGAUGCCAGCCAUGCCAGCCAUGCCAGCCAUGCCAGCCAUGCAAACAAUGCCAGGCAUGAUGAUGCCUCAGAUGCCCAUGGCCGUCCCACCUGUUGCUGACCCCAUGCAGAUGGCAGCAACGCAGCAGGCCUUCAUCAACCAGCAGGCCGCUCUCAUGGCCCAGCAGAUGACCAUGCAGGCGACGAGCCUGUCCCAGCAGCAGAUACAGGAGCAGCAGAGGAAGCAGGAGAUGCAGCAGAAGAAGGAGGAGCAGAGGCGUAAGGAGCAGGAGAGAAAGCAGCAGGAGGAGGAGAGGCUGCGGAGACGUCGGUCCCAGCGGUCGUCCAGGGACCAGUCGCGCUCGCCCUCCCCUCAGUCCCCCUCACCCCCGCCUGCCCGGCACAGCGCACCUAAACGCUCCUCCAGCCGCAGAAAGCCUGUGCCAGAGCCAGAAACAGAAGAGGACGUGCCAGAACCCGAGGACCUGCAGUCUUUCAGAGAUAAAAAAGAGUACUUUCAGAAGAUUGGUAAAUCCAAAACUCGUAAGCCUCGGCCGGCCAGCCCCAGCCCACCCAGGCAGCGGCAACGCUCCCCACCAUCACCCCGUCCACCACCCCCAGCUCCAGCACCCAAACCUGAGGUUAAAAGUCCCCGUACACCUCCUGCCAAAGAAGAAAACACCCAAAGAGAAAAACCUGUUCCAGCCCCACUCGUAAAGCCUCAGCCUGAACCCACCUCCAACAUCCGGGAGAUCAUCAAAAUGUACAACAGCCGACCCCAACCGGAACCCAAACCCUUUGAGCCCGUCAGGCCCGUACGAUAUAUUGUGAAGAAGAGUGACCCCAAAGAGGAGGCUCUUGCCAAAUUAAAAAAUGCCGCGCCACGAGAGAAGAAACGGUGGGUGCCUCCUCCGCCAGCAGUCAGGCCCAAGCAGCCACCUCCUCCCAGGAGCGCCUCCCCUUCGCCUUCUCCCCCCUCCACCAGAGGCCGCCGUCAGUUCUCCAACGACAUGAGGCAGAAACAGCGCUCCUUGGAGGACUUGUUCAGCUCGCAGCGCUCACAGCAGCCUCCGCCUCCUCCCCCCGACUCCCCACCGCCUCCUUUGCAACCAGCGCCCAUCCUUCAGAACAUCCCCGAACCACCGCCCAUCGCUGCCCCGGCUCUCAAUGAGAUGCCAGAUGAGGAGGACAUCCGCUCCCAGCUCCACCCCUUCUCCGCUAGUGUUUACUUCUCUUACUCCUACAUGCAGGGGAAACUGUUCAUGCGGAAAGAAGUGUUUUACCCUAGAGAGAUGUUCAACCGGCCCUACAUCCUCAAUCUGUUAUGUGAACAGAUCAUGAGGGACACCUACUCCGACAGCUGCGUGAGGAUCAGCAGAGAGGAGAGGAGGAAGAUGAAGGACCUGCUGGCAAAUUUCAAUGUGGGGACAACUAUAAGCACCAUCCAGAAUGACAACAUGAAGAAGAGGAUUGUCAUUGCCGCUCGAGACAACUGGGAAAACUACUUCACCCGCCUGUUCCCUGUGAAGGCGGACAGCGGGGACACACAGCUUUUGGGUGUUUCUCAUCGUGGGAUUCGUUUCCUGAAGGUGGUCAGAGCAUCGGGUAUCAACACCAAACACCUCCAUCUUCUCAAGAGCUACAGUUUUGCAGAGCUGCUGUCCGUUACGCUCCAGAGUGGAGACAGAGUGGAGCUGGAGCUAAAGAGUGAGAACUUGCUGCUGCAGUCAUCCAGAGCUCCUCAGAUCGCUGCAAUGAUCCAACUCUUCAUCCGGGAGGUCAUCAAGGAGUCAGGCCAUGUGGUUGCCCUGAAGAGUUUCAUGACGGAUGACAAAUGUCUGCUCAGCUUCAACAAGGGGGACAUCAUUAAACUGCAACCGAUGGACGGUCUCCAGCCAGGCUGGCUUUUUGGCUCCAUGGGAGGACGCUCGGGUCUUUUCCCAGAAGAUGUCACCCAACCAUCUGCGGCCCCGGACUACCACUCUCUCCACCUUGAUCGAAGAGAUGAGCGGAGGAAAAGCAUGAGGGCAGCGAAAGCCGGCAGUUCAAAUGCAGGUCCCAACAGCAGACGGAUGGUCAACAACGAUUCAGAGCGGCCCAGCAGAGAGGUCUCCGUGGCAGGAUCAGUCCAGGGCUCGGUCGAAGAUAAGGAGAUCCACUCAGCCAUUACUGAAUUUGCCACCAAGUACUUUAGAGUGGCGACAAAAGGGCUGCCAGCAAAUGGAAGGAAUCUUUCAGAGGCGGUUCAACACACAUGGGUCCCCAUAAAGGAGUCUCUCAUUCUCUACAAUGAUCCUGAAAUCAAUGAUUUAUCUGUCAAGUGCUUCACGAACGUGUUGCAGUUCAUGGGUGACGCACCACUGAAGAAUAUGACCCAGUCAGACUGCCUGAGCCAAAUCUUACUGUUGGGGAAGGAAAAGGAGCUGCUGAGAGAUGAAAUCUACUGCCAAGUCAUCAAGCAAACCACCAACAACGCAACCAAUUCCAGCUGCACCAACGGCUGGCGGCUGCUCACCGUGGUGACUGGGUUCUUCCCCUGCUCUGGAACACUACAACCCUACGUCACACGUCAUCUCCAAGACAUCUCUCAGGACACUGGACAGCCGUACCAAGAGCUGGCUGAGAUGUGCCAGGUUAACCUUCAGCGAUCUCUCAGUUGUGGCGGUCGCCGUAACAUCCCCUCAGACAUGGAGAUGGAGGCCAUUCUGGCUGACAAAACUCCGCGACGUGUUCCCAUCCAGCUGCCAGGAGGAGUGGAUUUCCCCAUGAAAAUCGGCAGCUUCACUAUGGCAGCAGAUGUGAUAACAGAGUUCUGUAAAGGCAUGGGCGUCACAACCCUCGAAGAAAUCAAAGAGUUCAUCGUCGACGCCAACUACAUUCAAGAUGGGACGGUGCGUCCCCUCCAUGCCGAGGAGUAUCUGUUCGACUUCCUGCAGGAUGAUGGCUCCGUCUUCUUCUCCCUGAGGAGACUGUUGUGGAGGAGCCCUCUGUCCUUCAUCAGCGACCUCUAUGUGGAGUUCCACUACCAGCAGCUCCUGGGUGACUAUCUGAGUGGGCAGCUGAUGCUUCCUCCUGCUGCAGGUGGUUCCCCUUCAGUCCAGCAGAUCGCAGAGCUGACGGCCCUGCAGCAUGUGGCUCGGGGACUGAAGCACCAGCCCUCGAUGCUUGAGAUCAUGGAGUACCUGCCCCCACAGGACGGGGUCAGAGCUAAGGCUGAAGAGAUUCUGUCCUUCUGCCAGGGACAAGUAGCGGCCAUGCAUUCCCUCAACCCUCAGGACGCUAAAAAGCAAUUCAUUGAGUUUCAGACCACCCUGCCGCUGUUCAGCUCCAACAUAUUCUUGGCCCAGAAGGUGAGCCAGCGAGGCUGUCCCUCCCCGUGCACGAUUGGCGUCGGUCAGGAGGGUGUACUGUUCCUUCACCCUAAAACACAGGAGCGAGUGUUUGUGAUUCCUCUCGCCGAAGUGCAGUCCAUGCGUACAGUCGGCCCCAAAAAACAAGGCAAAGUGCCAGCUGUGGACAUCAGUUAUGGCAAUCCAGCCCGUCCCAAAAAGAUCACCAUUCAUCUCAAAGAGGCUAAGGAAUUGUGCCACAUCCUUGCUCUGAUAAUGGAAGAGUUGGUCCGACCACCAGUCAACAGCUCCAUUUCAAGUAGACAGUAGCCUGUAGACAGAUGGAAAAAAGAUGCGCACACAAGCACGCACACACACACACACACACACA
Molecule: messenger RNA, 9577 nt
Organism: Acanthopagrus latus (yellowfin seabream)
Lineage: Eukaryota; Metazoa; Chordata; Actinopteri; Spariformes; Sparidae
Gene: myo15b
Product: myosin XVB
Exons: 66
Coding region: 16-9516 (3166 amino acids)
Cellular component (GO): cytoskeleton; myosin complex
Molecular function (GO): protein binding; ATP binding; cytoskeletal motor activity
Source: RefSeq, a predicted model, not a curated record